UGUCUUUCUGUAAGUUUGCUACACGAUGUCAGAUUCAGAUGAUUUUUGGAUAGAUGAAACAUUACUAUUAAGUACAGUCAUUAAGCAGCGGCAAAAACGUAAAAAACGGCGAGAAUGGGUUCGAAAGAUUUAUUUAGAGCGACCUGUUCAAGGAGAUUUUUUUUCUUUACUGCCUCGUAUGCGAACCGAUUAUCCUGAAUUAUUUUUUAAUUACUUCAGGAUGAGUAUCGACCAGUUUGAUAGACUUGCAGCUUUAGUAAGCCCCUUGCUUAUUAAAAAUCAGACAAAUAUGAGAGCUCCACUGAGUCCAGAAGAAAGGCUGAGCAUUUGUUUGAGGCACCUUGCAACUGGAAACAGCUACAGUUCUUUGGCAUAUAGUUUUCGUGUUGGGAAAUCUACUGUAGGAGUUGUGGUGCCUGAGACAUGCAAUGCUAUAUGGACAGCUCUUCAGCCGGUAUAUCUAAAAGAGCCAGAGAAAAGUGAUUAUGAGAGAAUAGCUGUAGAAGAAUAUGGCACAGUGUGGGACUUCCCAAAUUGUGUUGGAGCUGUCGAUGGCAAACAUGUUGUCAUUCAGGCUCCAGCACAUGCUGGCUCUACCUAUUUCAAUUACAAAGGGUCACACAGCAUCGUUUUGAUGGCUGCAUGUGAUGCUUCAUAUUUAUUUACAAUGGUGGACAUUGGAAAUUUUGGCAGAAUCAGUGAUGGAGGCAUUUUCUCAGCUUCAAACCUUGGGAAAAAGCUUUCUCGUGAUAAAGAAUUUCUGCCUGGGUACAAAAAGUUACCAAAAAGCUCCAAAUGUCUGCCACAUGUCUUCGUUGGAGAUGAAGCAUUUGGACUGAAAGAAAAUUUCAUGCGUCCAUAUUCAGGUAGAAACUUAAGUAAUUCAAAAAGGAUUUUCAAUUAUAGGCUCUCCAGGGCAAGAAGAUGUAUAGAAAACACAUUUGGUAUUUUGACUGCUCGCUGGAGGAUUUUACGGAAUCCAAUUAUUGCACAGCCUCAGACAGCAACAUUAGUUGUUCAGGCAUGUUGCUGCCUGCACAAUUUCUUGAUGAAAUACGAGUCUAUAUCUCAUAAUUAUAAAUACUGCCCACCUAAUUUUGCCGACAGACCCAUGCUUGAGACAGCUAAUGGACUCUGGCGAGAUGAUACAUCUCCAAACAAUGGUCUAGUGAGAAUUCUUAGAUUAGGGAACAAUAACUAUUCAUUUUCCUCUGGAUCUGUUCGUGAUUUAUUUUGUAGUUAUUUUGAAAAUGAAGGAGCACUCUCUUGGCAAAAUAAAAGAAUAGGUCUGACAGUGCACCCAAAUUAA
Stegodyphus dumicola is the source of this 1309-nucleotide messenger RNA. Its product is annotated as protein ALP1-like. The record is from RefSeq and is a predicted model, not a curated record. NCBI's taxonomy places the organism in Eukaryota, Metazoa, Arthropoda, Arachnida, Araneae, Eresidae.